This is a messenger RNA of Carlito syrichta (Philippine tarsier), 1051 nucleotides long. RefSeq names its product mitochondrial ribosomal protein S34 (gene MRPS34). Bases 43 to 699 code for a protein of 218 amino acids. The record is from RefSeq and is a predicted model, not a curated record. Lineage: Eukaryota; Metazoa; Chordata; Mammalia; Primates; Tarsiidae. Gene Ontology annotation, molecular function: structural constituent of ribosome. Gene Ontology annotation, cellular component: mitochondrial small ribosomal subunit; mitochondrion. The transcript is spliced from 3 exons. Gene Ontology annotation, biological process: mitochondrial translation.
GGCGGCGACUUCCGGUCAUAGAGCCGAGGGAGCCGACCGGCCAUGGCGCGGAAGAAGGCGCGGCUGCGGCUGAUCGCCGAGUUCGCCCGCCGCGUGCGCGCCCUGCGGGAGCAGCGGGAGCGACCGCGCGACUCGCAGCUCUACGCUCUGGACUACGAGACGCUGACGCGGCCGUACUCGGGCCACCGGCUGCCCGUGCGCGCCUGGGCCGACGCGCGCCGUGAAAGCCGCCUUCUGCAGCUGCUCAGCCGCCUCCCACUUUUCGGUCUGGGCCGCCUGGUCACGCGCAAAUCCUGGUUGUGGCAGCACGACGAGCCGUGCUACUGGCGCCUCACGCGGGUCCGGCCAGACUACACGGCGCAGAACUUGGACCACGGGAAGGCCUGGGGCAUCUUGACCUUCAAAGGGAAGACGGAGAGCGAGGCCCGGGAGAUAGAGCACGUCAUGCACCACGACUGGAGGCUGGUGCCCAAGCACGAGGAGGAGGCCUUCGCCACCUCCUCGCCGGCGCCACAGGACACCCUGCGCUCUGCGCCCUAUCCCCCGCUCCUCCGGGCCAUGAUUCUUGCAGAGCGGCAGAAGAAUGGGGAUACCAGCCCCGAGGAGCCCAUGCUGAGUCUGGAGAGGACACCCAUCCAGCCCUGGGACUACCCGGCCAAACAGGAGAUGAAAGGGAGGGCCAAGGGCACCCCAGUCUAAAGUGCCAGAAUCUGUAGGUUGCCCAGUGGGUGUAAGCUGGGGGUAGCCAUUCUGAUUAAAGAAGAUGUCUUUGGGUCACACCCGAGUCCGCUCCCGCAGAGCUGGGGCUCACCUUCUGGACUUGUUCCGAGGGUCUGCAUCUUGAUUGAGAAGGUUGGGGCACACCCUGUACCUGCGCCUUUCCUCUGGCCCUGCUGCCUCAACACCCAGUCCUGAAUGAGAGGCCACGCAGGAGAGGCUCUGGGGGAAAGCCGAAAGCGGCGGGGAGCGCUGGCUCCUCUUCCCCCAAGACUGUUGUCUCCACCGGGAUCCGGCCAGAAACUGUGGACGGGAAUAAAGAGAAAGGAAGCAG